Messenger RNA from Diaporthe batatas, 1062 nucleotides. RefSeq lists its product as uncharacterized. The record is from RefSeq and is a predicted model, not a curated record. The transcript has 4 exons. Gene Ontology annotation, molecular function: metalloendopeptidase activity. The coding region runs from base 1 to 1062 and encodes 353 amino acids. Gene Ontology annotation, biological process: proteolysis. NCBI's taxonomy places the organism in Eukaryota, Fungi, Ascomycota, Sordariomycetes, Diaporthales, Diaporthaceae.
AUGCUUGUCCAGUCGAUUCUGAGCGCCCUGGUGGCCACCCCUCUGCUUGUUUCUGCCCUUCCACACCAGAGGAACAGGCGAACUGAGGGCCUGUCUGUCGAGCUUUCACAGGCAAGCGAGACUGAAGUCAAGGCAACAGUGUCGAACACUGGGGCUGAGACUCUGCACUUGUUCACCAGCGGCACUAUUCUAGACAAUGCCCCCGUUCAGCAGCUCGACGUCACCCAAAAUGGUGAGAACGUCGAAUACCUGGGUCUAAUCAUCGACUACUCGGCUGAGGACCUCGAUGAGGACUCAUUUAUCACCCUUGCCCCUGGUGAGACUGCAGAGGCUCUUGUCAACAUCCCUGCUCUAUAUGCCAUCAAUGGGGGCGACUACUCCGUCUCCCUCGACGGCGAGAUCGCAUUCGCAGGUGUUCACAAUACCCAGCUCGAGGGGAUCUACGAGUUCCAGACCAACACCCUGGAAUUCAACGUCGAGGAGACCGUCGCCGCCGCCGUCCCAAAGGCAGUUAGCAUCGACACCAACCCCCUGGAAAAGCGCACCCGCAUCGUGUCGUGCUCCGGCUCCCAGCUGACGGCCCUGACCAACGCCGUCUCCGCCACGAACCGCCUCUCCACCGCCGCGGCCAACGCAGCCGCCAGCGGCUCCUCGGCCAAGUUCAGCGAGUACUUCCGCACCACGUCGGCCACGACCCGCAGCAACGUCGCGGCCCGCUUCAGGGCGUUCGCCUCCGAGGCCGCGUCCACCACCUCGGGGUCGAGCUCCUACUCGUGCGUCGACUUCCUCGGCGUCUGCACCUCCAACACCAUCGCCUACGCACAGCCCGCGACGGGCCGCAUGGCCUCGUGCCCCAUCUUCUGGAGGCUGCGUCCCGUCUCCACCGGCUGCCGCCAGCAGAGCCAGGCCUCGACGGUCCUGCACGAGUUCACCCACAUCCUUGCCCGCACCACCGACCACGCGUAUGGAUACGCCGCGUCGACUGCUCUCUCUGCCUCGAGGGCCUACACCAACGCCGACAACUACGCUCUCUAUGCCGAUGCCAUCGCCAAUGGAUGCUAA